AUGGAGUAUCCCAAGUUUCUCGCCUUGUAUUAUUACCUUGACAGCAAACAAUAUCCACGCGAAGCAACUGAAUCGGAUAAAAGGCGUAUUCGUGAUCAAGCGCGCAAAUACAAGGCAUACCAUGGGAGCAUCUUUCGUAAGACUGGGGUUGAAGGUGAACUUGGUCCUGAAUUACUACACGAAGGCAACGUUGACGAGCUGGUAGCCAAGGUCCAUGCAGAAGGUCAUUUCGGUUAUCGCAACACAUUGGCAAAGGUGAAGUUGCAAUACACAGCACCCAAGUUAUCAUCCAAGGUCAAGGAGAUUGUCAAAACCUGCCGCACUUGCCAACUUAGAAGGAAGAAGCCACAUGCACGUACCACCUUUGCAAAACCCAUACCUGUACCUAGCGGUCCUCACGAUUAUUUCGAUUCGAGUUUUUGGUGUAAUCGUGCGAUUAUUCAAAAUGUGGGAAUCGAAUCGAAUCGAAUCGAAAAAUCGAAAAAUCGAAUCGAGGCUUCAUAG
Lichtheimia ornata is the source of this 504-nucleotide messenger RNA. RefSeq lists its product as uncharacterized. Bases 1 to 504 code for a protein of 167 amino acids. The record is from RefSeq and is a predicted model, not a curated record. The transcript has a single exon. Lineage: Eukaryota; Fungi; Mucoromycota; Mucoromycetes; Mucorales; Lichtheimiaceae.